AUGUGCAUCCUAGACUGGCAAGCCUCAGUAGUACGCUCCCCAGUGUACGACCUAGCCUACUUCCUGUACUCUACUUGCUCCACAAUCUUAGACAGAGUCGACGAGCUCUUGCGCGAGUACCACGACAGCUUCUCGGACUUCAUCCGACAGCUCGGAAGCAGUCCCGAGCUGUUCACGUUCGAAGAUCUUCAAAGACAUUGGAAGAAGUACUCUGUCGUUGGAGUUACGUUCUUGCCGUUUCUGCUUAAGCUAAUUUUGAUCGAUGAAAACGACGCUCCUGAUUUUGGCAAUUUGAAGGAAGGGGAAGAUGUGGGCGAAUUGAUGAAUGUCGUACCUAUGAGUGAUAAGAAGCAGUAUUUUGAAAGAGCUAAAGCCGCAUUUGCUCAUCAUGCCGAAACAUGUAUGGACUGA
Molecule: messenger RNA, 411 nt
Organism: Acanthoscelides obtectus
Lineage: Eukaryota; Metazoa; Arthropoda; Insecta; Coleoptera; Chrysomelidae
Source: the annotation of a GenBank genome assembly